Rotaria sp. Silwood2 is the source of this 1878-nucleotide messenger RNA. The record is from the annotation of a GenBank genome assembly. Lineage: Eukaryota; Metazoa; Rotifera; Eurotatoria; Philodinida; Philodinidae.
AUGAGUGUCAGUAAGUUUGAAUAUCUACCUGUCGAUAUUAUUUUUGAUAUCUUCGAUUAUUUAUCUCCUCUUGAAAUUCUUCAAUCAUUUUUAUUAUUGAAUAAACGUUUCUCAAAAAUUGUUAUGAAUGAAUAUUUGUGGCAUAUUUGCAUUGGUGAUAAUAUAAUGUCAUUAUCGAUGUUUAAUAAUCUUUGUCAAAAUGUUUUGAAAUUAAUUGGAAGACGUGUUGUUUCAUUACGUAUAACAUUAAGUCAUGUUGUUGGUGGAUGGUCACUCAUUUCAUCGUCUCUUCAAUGUCAUCAGAAAAUUUUACUUCAACGUCUUCAUUUAAUCGAUAUAAAACCACAUGAACUUGAUAAAUUAUUAUGCAAUCAUUUAAUAAAACAAAUACAUACUUUGUUAAUUGAUAUGACAUCACCAAAUCUGUUCCACGAUCUUAAAAUUGAAGGAGUUUAUCUAACUAAGGUAUGUUCACAAUUGCCUCUUCUAAGAAUUUGUCGAUUGCCAUUUAAUCAUGAAUAUAAAAUCGUUGAUCAAUUAGAAAAAUGUUCAUUGAAAUUUCAAAUGAUUUUACCGAAUCUAUCGAAUACAAUUUAUCUUCGUAAAUUGACUAUUGGUACACAUACAUCACGAUUUAUCGAGCGUUUAUUAACGUGUAUACCAUUUAUUGAAAACCUUUCUUUUGGUGUCUACGAUCCAUGGAUAAAUCAGAAUAAGAUUUUUGACAUAAACUCUAGAUUACCUGCCUCUGUUAAUAGUCAUCUUCUUUUGUAUUUAUCUCAUCUACAUAUAGAUUGUACAGAUAACAUUAGUUUUCAUCGAAUUAUUGCACUUUUAUCAUCUAUAUUUGGUCAACUUAGUCAAUUAUCAUUAAAAUUAGAAAUAUAUAUGUUCAUUUCUGAUCCAUUUAUUAUAUUAGGUGACACUUUUCAGAACUUGUGUAUCGAUAGAUUAAAACCAUGGGCAACGUAUAUUCUUAAUUUAUCAUUCUAUGUUGAGGAAGAUUUAGAAGAAAAAAUAAUUUUCAAUUCAUUUUUAAAAUCUCCAUUUAUUUAUCAAAAACAGUCAAGGGUGAUUAUACAAGAAUGUUCGGGUUAUGGUACAACUUAUCUUUAUAGUUUUUUUAUAUAUACUUUACCAUAUAAUGGUACAAUACUUCCAACGAAUUUAUUUGCUAAACAUUUAGAACAAUAUUAUCAAAUGUCAGCUAAUGCAGCAGAUUUGUUUCCAUGUGCAAAUGAAUUAUUAUUAGUUUCUUAUAAGGACAAAAAUCGUUCUCCAAAUCUUCCCUAUUUUAAAAGUCCUACAUCAUCAUUAAUUCCAUGGUCUUUAUUUACAAAAAUUUCAAUUGAAGAAGGUGAUGCUGUUCGUGCAGCUGAACUAGAAACAAUAUUACAAAUGGCUUAUAAUGUGUAUGAAUUAGAUUUAGGUAUUAUGGGUAGUAUUUUACUCGACAAAAUAUUUCAUAAUGAUGAUAAUCUUGGAACUCGUAUCAAUCAACAAAUACAAUCAUUGGAUAUUAACGAUAUAUCAUUGACAUUGGACAGUGCUCAACGUUUUUUCACAUUAUUAUCGAAUCAAUUAUUUAAUUUAAAAAAAAUUUCAUUUUGUAUUUAUGCUUCAUAUAGACAACGGCAUUGGAGACCAUCAUCUAUUAUUGAGGAUAAAAGUAAAUGUAUGAAACAUAUUGUUAAUCUUAUUUAUUUUCUUGUUCAUAAUUUACAACAACUUAUUUCACUUCAAAUGAAAUUUAGUAAUCCAACUUUCUUUAAAACAACUUGUUUUCCAAAUUUAAUCCGACAACAACUACAUCAAUAUCCACUUAGUCGACCUUAUCGAUUACAUUGUUCAUCUGAAAUGAUUCAAAUCUGGCUUUAA